CUGGAUGCCUUUAGGAUGAUGACCGCGGCUCAUUAUUACCCAAAGCUCAUGAGCAUCAUGGGGAACGUUUUGCGCUUCCUGCCAGCUUUCGUGAAGAUGAAGCAGCUGAUCCAAGAGGGUUACGUAGGGCAGUUGCUGGUGUGUGAGGUGCAGGUUCACAGCGGAAGCCUGCUAGGCAAGAAGUACAACUGGAGCUGUGAUGACCUGAUGGGAGGUGGGGGUUUGCACUCAGUUGGCACCUACAUCAUCGACCUCCUGACCUUCCUCACCAGCCAGAAGGCCGUGAAAGUGCAUGGGUUGCUCAAGACCUUCGUGAAGCAGACGGACCACAUCAAGGGGAUACGGCAGAUCACCAGUGACGACUUCUGUACGUUUCAGAUGGUCCUGGAAGGCGGCGUGUGCUGCACGGUGACGCUGAACUUCAAUGUCCCAGGGGAGUUCAAACAAGACAUUAUUGUGGUGGGUUCAGCAGGACGGCUGAUUGUAAUAGGCACUGAUCUCUACGGACAGAGCAAUAGCUCUCCUCAGCGGGAGCUCCUGCUAAAGGACUCUACGCCGGUCAGCAACUCCUUACUUCCAGAGAAGGCCUUCAGCGACAUCCCAUCGCCCUACCUCCGAGGCACCAUUAAGAUGGUUCAAGCUGUCCGGCAGGCAUUUGAGGACCAGGACGACAGGAGGACCUGGGACGGGAGGCCCCUCACAAUGGCUGCCACUUUUGACGACUGUCUGUAUGCCCUGUGUGUGGUGGACACCAUUAAAAAGUCAAACCAGUUGGGGGAGUGGCAGAACAUUUCAAUCAUGACUGAGGAGCCAGAACUGAGCCCGGCAUACUUAAUCAGCGAAGCCAUGCGGAAGAGCAGGAUGUCUCUGUACUGCUAGCUCCUCUCAGCUCCUAAGAAAGAAUAGGAACCAGACAGCUCUUGAACAAAAUGGUAAUUCAGCCCGUGAAGGGCUUGAGCAUCUUAGAAACAGCUGAGGAUAUGGGAGAAGGAAAUAGAGUGUUUGGAUCAAGUAAAUCUGUUGGUGGCUAAAAGCCAAAGUGAUAAGGUCCUUAGAAAUGCCCAAAACAGACAGGAGACUUAAGAGCUGACAUAACUUAACUGUUCUAAUAACAGUAUUAGCUGGCUGAUUGAAAAGAUAUAUCAUGGACUCAUCUCCUGCUUGCAGGUGCUUUAGAUUAUCCAAUUGUGUUUACUGUGAAAGGUUGGGAAGAUCCUUUUAGAUUUUCCUUACCUACCAGAGGGCUGUGAAGGUACUGUCAUGUCAUUAAAUUUUCUGUAGUGUCUGACAUGAAUGGUUCCUACCAUGACAGCUGAUACCACCGUGCUGUAGUACUACACCUCUAACCAACACACAGAAUAAUAGGACUUGGUGUGAAAGUGUCGCGUGAUAUGGAAAAUCUCGGCAGCUCACUUUUCAUAUAGCUUGUUAGGAGCUUCUCUGUGUUGGUUUAGCUAGUUGUUUUUUGUUUUGUUUUAUUUAAAGCACAAUUAAUUAGGAAAAUGUGUGGCUUUUAAAACAAAGCAGUCCUCACCCACAGUGCAUGUGCCCUGGUAUUGGGGAAGGGAGGGUCUUCUGUGAGCUCCCGGUAAGCUUCGGUGUUAACUGCACAGAUUUGCUGAUUAAAAUGGGUUGUGCAAAAUCUUCAUGGAUGACAAGUGGCAUGACACAGUAGUGAUAGUGGGUUUUAUUAUACAGCUGAACGCAGGCUAGUCUUAUGAAGGUUUACGCACAAUUUCCUAUGUCCAGGGCUGACUUUUGAGUGAAUUCAUCAUGCAUCGUACACGUGGGUGGUGUUCUUUUAAACCUUUGUGAACUCACACUUGAGAGAUGCUCACCAACAAUUAAUUUCAUAUAGCUCAACCCAGAAGCUUUCACCUCCGCUGAGCGGUGAGUGUGAGUGAAAAACAAAAGGGAUGAGAAAAUUUCCCAUCCAUUUCCAGGGUAAAAAAUUAUGUAAGACCCCCACCUCUUCACCUCCUUA
This is a messenger RNA of Aptenodytes forsteri (emperor penguin), 1984 nucleotides long. RefSeq names its product glucose-fructose oxidoreductase domain containing 1 (gene GFOD1). The record is from RefSeq and is a predicted model, not a curated record. The transcript has a single exon. NCBI's taxonomy places the organism in Eukaryota, Metazoa, Chordata, Aves, Sphenisciformes, Spheniscidae. The coding region runs from base 16 to 879 and encodes 287 amino acids.